Rotaria sordida is the source of this 288-nucleotide messenger RNA. NCBI's taxonomy places the organism in Eukaryota, Metazoa, Rotifera, Eurotatoria, Philodinida, Philodinidae. The record is from the annotation of a GenBank genome assembly.
AUGAACUCACAGCUAGGAGACGCUCAACGAACAUCUAAUGAAAUGGAUACUGAUAUUCUUCGAACAACUACAGUACUAGACGAUGAUUUUGCUCUAAAUCAAUUGGAUGAAUUCCCAGAAGCUAUUAGUAUGUUUGCAAAUAGUAUUGAAACAUUGAAUAAAGAUGUACAAUGUCUAAAUACUGAAUUACUUGAAUAUCAAAAUAAACUACAACAUUUAAAAGAAAAUGCUUCAAAUGUGAAAUUAGCUAUUGAAGCGGAAUGCGUGUCUUACGAAGCAGUGAUGUGA